Molecule: messenger RNA, 589 nt
Organism: Protobothrops mucrosquamatus (brown spotted pit viper)
Lineage: Eukaryota; Metazoa; Chordata; Lepidosauria; Squamata; Viperidae
Gene: ACER3
Product: alkaline ceramidase 3
Biological process (GO): ceramide metabolic process; phytosphingosine biosynthetic process
Cellular component (GO): endoplasmic reticulum membrane
Source: RefSeq, a predicted model, not a curated record
GCGGCGGGCGCUUCCUUUCCUCCUCGCUCGGCCCUCCGACCGGCCAUGGCUCCCGCCGGCGACCGCGCCGGCUACUGGGGCCCGCCGACGUCCACCCUCGACUGGUGCGAGGAGAACUACGUCGUUUCCUCCUACAUCGCCGAGUUCUGGAACACCGUUAGCAACUUGAUUUUCAUUCUCCCUCCCAUCUAUGGUGCAAUUCAGAGUUACAAAGAUGGCCUUGAGAAGCGAUAUAUAAUGGCAUACUUGUGCGUCACAGCCGUGGGCCUGGGCUCCUGGUGCUUCCACAUGACCCUGAAGUAUGAGAUGCAGCUGUUGGACGAGCUGCCCAUGAUCUACAGUUGUUGCAUUUUUGUCUACUGCCUGUACGAGUGUUUCAAGUACAAGAAAACAAUCAACUACCCCCUCAUCUUUCUACUACUAGCCUACAGCAUUGGCGUUAGCAUAGUAUACCUAAACUGGAAACAGCCUGUAUUUCAUCAGGGUUUACCCCUGGCUCCGAGGGCUGGGAUACACAUCCCUGACCGUCUUUUUGUUGGGGUUCCUCCUCUGGAACGUGGACAAUAUUUUCUGCGAGAAACUGAGGUAG